Priapulus caudatus is the source of this 246-nucleotide messenger RNA. RefSeq lists its product as uncharacterized. The record is from RefSeq and is a predicted model, not a curated record. Lineage: Eukaryota; Metazoa; Priapulida; Priapulimorpha; Priapulimorphida; Priapulidae.
GUGAAAUACUUAAGUGUAUUUGGAAACAAUGAUAUGGGCCUUGAGACCCGCAGGAUUUUGGGAGAGGUUCUCGGCAACGAGGUGGCGGCAGGUUACAACCUAAGUGGGACAGGAAUGAAAGGGAAGGGUUGCUUCCGAGACCUCACAUUGUACCGUGCUAUAUUUGAAGUUAUCCUAAUCCACCACAAAGAGGCAAAGGAGGAUGAUUACAGAUGCUAUGUGAAGAAAUGGUUCAAUGGUGUAGGG